This is a messenger RNA of Neocloeon triangulifer, 4095 nucleotides long. It is a transcript of the gene fliI, whose product is annotated as protein flightless-1. Lineage: Eukaryota; Metazoa; Arthropoda; Insecta; Ephemeroptera; Baetidae. The transcript has 21 exons. Bases 11 to 3805 code for a protein of 1264 amino acids. Gene Ontology annotation, molecular function: actin filament binding; phosphatidylinositol-4,5-bisphosphate binding. Gene Ontology annotation, biological process: myofibril assembly; barbed-end actin filament capping; actin polymerization or depolymerization. Gene Ontology annotation, cellular component: cytoplasm; nucleus; actin cytoskeleton. The record is from RefSeq and is a predicted model, not a curated record.
GAGAAGAAAGAUGGCGAACACGGGAGUGUUGCCGUUCGUCAGAGGAGUCGAUUUCACGAAUAAUGACUUCAGCGAUGGAAAAUUUCCAACCACCGUGAAGCUCAUGACUGGCGUCCAGUGGCUUAAAUUGGACAAAACAAAUCUGUCAACUGUUCCUGAAGAAAUGGGGAAACUUGUGAAACUUGAAAAUCUGUCGAUGAAAGGAAACAACCUGGACCGUCUGUACGGCGAGUUGACAGACCUGAACUGCCUGCGGAGUUUGAAUUUGCGACGGAACAAGGUGAAGACCUCGGGCGUGCCUGCGGAGCUCUUCAAGCUGGAGGAACUGACCACCCUGGACCUGAGCCACAACAACCUGAGGGAGGUUCCUGCCGGCAUGGAAACGGCCAGGUCGCUGCUGGUGCUCAACCUGAGCCACAACAGCAUUGCUGGCGUGCCGAGCGCCCUCUUCAUGCACCUGACCGACCUGCUCUUCCUGGACCUGAGCCACAACCAGCUGGAAACGCUGCCCCCGCAAACCAGAAGACUGGCCAACCUGCAGACGUUGAUCCUGAGCCACAACCCCCUUGGCCACUUCCAGCUCAGGCAACUGCCCUCGCUGCAGUCGCUGGCGGUUUUGCACAUGCGGGCGACGCAGAGGACCCUGAACAACAUUCCGGCCAGCCUCGAAGCCCUGACAAGUUUGGUGGAACUGGAUCUUGCCCAAAACGACCUUCCGAGAGUGCCCGACGCCUUGUUCACUCUGCCCAAUCUGAAAAGACUCAACUUGGCCAACAACAAACUCACCGACAUGCCCCAGAACAUGGAGGUUUGGCAGAAUCUGGAGAACCUGAACCUGUGCAGAAACGAGCUGACCGCGUUGCCGGCCGCCCUGUGCAAACUGAACGCACUCCGACGUCUCUACGUCAACAACAACCAGCUCGACUUCGAGGGCAUUCCGUCCGGCAUGGGCAAGCUGGGCGCCCUGGAAGUUUUCUCGGCCGCAAACAACAAGCUGGAAAUGGUUCCUGAAGGUCUCUUCAGGUGCGGUUCGUUGAAAAAACUCAUCCUGGCCAACAACCGUCUGGUCACGCUGCCCGAGGCCGUGCACCUGACCGAGUUGGAGGAACUGGACCUGAGGAACAACCCUGACUUGGUGAUGCCGCCCAAGCCGGGAGAAAUGAAUGCGGUCGGCCAGAGAGGGGCGGGCAUCGAGUUUUACAACAUCGACUUCAGUCUGCAGCACCAGUUGAGACUGGCGGGGGCGGCGCCACCCUCUCCGGCAUCAAAUUCCGGCUCAACUCCGGUCAAAGAUCCCAUUGCCAGGAAAAUGAGACUGCGCAGAGGGCGAAGAGACCAGCAGGAAGAGGCCGACCAAGACCAAGCCAAAAUUCUCAAGGGAAUGAAAGACAUUGCCAAGGAGAAGAACAGGCAGAAAUCGCCCGAGGAAAUAAAAGUGGAACAUUUAAAGCCAAAGCGCUGGGACGAAACUUUGGAAAAACCGCCGUUGGACUUGUCCGAGUUCUUCGACGAAGACACCGGCCAAUACCCAGGACUGUCCGUGUGGGAAAUUGAAAAUUUCCUGCCCAAUCAAAUCGAGGAAGUUGCGCACGGAAAGUUCUACGAGGGAGACUGCUACAUUGUUCUGCAGACCUUUUUGGACCCCCAGGGUUCUCUCGACUGGAACAUUUACUUCUGGAUUGGCUCGAAAGCCACUCUGGACAAGAGGGCGUGCGCGGCAAUCCACGCAGUGCACCUGAGGAACUUCCUGGGGGCGCAGUGUCGCACAAUCCGAGAGGAGCAGGCCGAGGAGUCGGACGAGUUCAUGUAUCUGUUCACUUGCGACAUUGCUUACAUCGAAGGCGGCCGCACCGCCAGUGGCUUUUACACCGUUGAAGAAAAUGUGUUCGCCAACCGCAUGUACAGAGUCCAUCCGUCCGGAGCGUCCAUCCACCUGGAGCCUGUGGCUUGCGAAGUGGAGUCGCUGGACCCGAGAUUUGUGUUUGUGGUCGACAGUGGGUCUAAAAUUUACCUCUGGCAGGGACGCAAGUCCAAAAACACACUGAAAUCCAAAUCGAGACUGCUGACUGAAAAAAUCAACAAGAACGAGAGGAAAAACAAGUCUGAAAUCAUCAACGAAACUCCCGGCGACGAGAGCAGCGAGUUUUGGCGAGUUCUCGGGGACGAGGUUGGAUUUGCGCCGGAAGACCCUCCAGAAGAACACGUGCCGGAGGACUUCACGGUGCCGACGCCCAGGUUGUACCAAGUGUGCCUGGGCAUGGGCUACCUGGAGUUGCCCCAGGUCGAGAUCCCCCACCAGAAACUGGUCAGUUCUCUUCUGAGCAGCAAGAACGUUUACAUCCUCGACUGCUUCCUCGACGUCUUUGUUUGGUUUGGCAAGAAGUCGACGAGACUGGUGAGGGCGGCCGCCGUGAAACUGUCCUCGGAGCUUUUCACCAUGAUCGACCGACCCGAGUACGCGAUGAUUUCCAGAGUGCAGGAGGGCACCGAGUCUCAGAUUUUCAAGCUGAAGUUCAGCGGGUGGGACGAGGUGAUCGCGGUCGACUUCACUAGGACGGCCGAGUCCGUGCAGAGGACGGGCGCGGACCUGACCAAGUGGGCCAGGCAACAGGAGACCAAGGCCGACCUUGCUGCCCUCUUCAUGCCCAGGCAGACGCCCAUGAACGUGGAGGAGGCGCAGCAGCUGAUCGAGGAGUGGAACGAGGACCUCGAGGCCAUGGAGCCGUUUGUCCUCGAAGGCAGGAAGUUCGUCCGGCUGCCCGACGAGGAACUUGGACACUUUUACAGUCAGGACUGUUACGUGUUCCUGUGUCGAUACUGGGUGCCCCUGGACGUGCCCGAGGGAGAGGAGGAAAAUCCCAACGAGCCGGUCGAAGACGAUUUCCAGUGCAUCGUCUACUUCUGGCAAGGAAGGGACGCCGGCAACAUGGGCUGGCUCACUUUCACUUUCAGCUUGCAGAAAAAAUUCAAAGCCCUGUUCGGGGAAAAGCUGGAGGUGGUGCGCACACAUCAGCAGCAAGAAAACCCCAAGUUUUUGUCGCACUUCCGCCGCAAGUUCGUGAUCCACUCGGGGAAGCGGAGGAAGGUGAAGGCGGUCGCGUCCGACGGGGACACCUCGACCGAGCACGAGGCCCAGCAGCAGGCGGCCGCCGUCGAAUUCUUCCAGUUGCGCUCCAACGGCAGCGUUCUCUGCACAAGGUGCAUCCAGGUCAGACCUGACGCAGCCACCCUGAACUCGGCCUUCUGCUACAUUUUGAAAGUGCCUUUUGACCAAGAGGACGCCAACGGGAUCAUUUACGUGUGGAUCGGGGCAAAAUCCGAUCCGGACGAGGCCAGAUUGGUCGAGGAAAUCGCCAGGGGCAUGUACGACAUCGAAAAGUACAGCCUGCAAAUUCUGAAUGAAGGUGAGGAGCCGGACAACUUCUUCUGGGUCGGCCUCGGAGGCAAAAAGCCGUACGAAGACAACGCCGACUUCCUCAAGUACACGAGGCUCUUCCGAUGCUCCAACGAAAAAGGCUACUUCGUGGUCUCUGAAAAGUGUUCCGAUUUCUGCCAGGAGGACUUGGCCGACGACGACAUCAUGAUUCUGGACAACGGCGACCAAGUUUUCCUCUGGCUGGGUGCAAAGUGCAGUGAAGUGGAAAUCAAGUUGGCCUACAAGUCGGCCCAGGUGUACAUUCAACACAUGCGAGUGAAGCAGCCGGAAAUCCCGAGGAAACUGUUCCUCACCCUCAAGAACAAGGAGUCAAAGCGAUUCACCAAGUGCUUCCACGGCUGGGGUGCUCACAAGAGACCACCAGAAUAAAACGCCUUCUAUUUCCAAUGCGUAUCUCUUCCUUCUAAGUUUUUAUCUUUCUAUUAGGAAAAUUGCUCAUUUUUUUCUUCUUCGAUUCUUUGUGCUUUGAGCUAGUCCUGCUUAUUUGUAAGUUAACCGUCCAGCACUGGAAAUUUUUAUGCACAAACUGUUCUCAGAAGUUCAAUAACAUGUGCAAUAACAAUGAUGUGGAAUAAAUUUAAUUAAUAUAUAUAUAUGUAAUUGCCAUAUUUGCUACUUAUUUAUACAAAAUAAACUGAAAAUUCUACGAAAUGAUUUUU